Messenger RNA from Setaria italica (foxtail millet), 2504 nucleotides. Its product is annotated as probable leucine-rich repeat receptor-like protein kinase At1g35710. Bases 77 to 2029 code for a protein of 650 amino acids. Gene Ontology annotation, molecular function: protein binding. NCBI's taxonomy places the organism in Eukaryota, Viridiplantae, Streptophyta, Magnoliopsida, Poales, Poaceae. The record is from RefSeq and is a predicted model, not a curated record. The transcript has 2 exons.
UACUAGACUAGACAAUCCUUUAUGUAUCUGCCUUGUGCCUCUUUGUAAGCCUAUUAUCGGCUCAUACUGAGUUGCUAUGGCUUCCAUCGGCUGGGUGUUAUUGCUCUUUCUUGCUCAGCUCCACACACUACUCUCCACCUCUAUUGCCCACCGUGCUGAUGGUGGUAACCUCACUCACCUCCCUGUCUCAUUUUUGUGCCAUCCAAACCAAGCUAAGGCGCUCCUCCAGCUGAAGAAGUCCUUCUCCUUCAGCAGAUCCACCACCAGGCUUUCGUCAUGGCGAAAUGGUACCGACUGUUGUCUCUGGGAGGGUGUUGGCUGCGACCCUUCCUCUGGCCAUGUCACCAUUCUCGACCUCAACAACCGUCGCUUGUCAACUCAUGGCUUGGACCCUGCACUCUUCAGCCUCAUAUCACUUCAGCGACUCGACCUUAGCAUGAAUGACAUCAAUGGAGACAACAUCCGUUCUGCUGGUUUUGAGAGGUUCACUUUUUUAACCCACCUAAACCUUUCCAAUUCAGGAUUAUAUGGUCAGAUACCUCCUAGCAUCAGUAAACUAGUGAACCUUCUCUCAUUGGAUCUUUCAACAUACAAUACUGAUUAUUAUUCUGGCGGUUUUUAUGGUUCAAACUCUUAUGAUUAUUAUAACAAUUUAUGGGAAUCAAGUUUUGAUACCUUUGUGGCAAACCUCAGCAACUUAAGAGAGCUCUACCUUGACUCAGUGGAUUUGUCUAAUAGUGGAGAAGAGUGGGGCACAUCUCUUGCUGCAUAUGUUCCUCAACUUCAGGUACUUAGUUUGGCUGAUUGUCACCUGAGUGGUCCUAUUCAUAAAGCGUUCUCGAGACUCCAUUCUCUUGUUGUGAUCAACCUCCAAGAAACCUCCAUUUAUGCAAGUGCUGGUCCAUUUCCAGAGUUCUUCAUGGAUUUUCCCAAUUUAACCGUGCUUCAACUUUCUGGGAUAAAUCUUGAGGGGCGGUUACCCUCUAGACCCUUUCAAUCGAAAAAUCUAAGGGUCCUCGAUUUGUCCUAUAAUAUGAAUCUCUCAGGCCAUGUGCCAAACUUUUCUAAUGCCAGCUCUUUAGAGACUUUGAGACUUGAUAGGACCAACUUUGUAUAUGCCAUACCAACGCCUUCUAGUAAUUUCACGUCGUUGAAGGAGUUGGGCCUUAACAGGAAUUUAAUUUCUAUGGAUUUUCUCUCUGCAUUUGGUAGACUUGAGUCUCUACACCAGUUGGACCUUGAUUGUUUUUUGGAUAAUGAGUUGGACCACGAUUUGGACUCAGGAAGCGACUUAGGUCCAAUUUUCUCAUGGAUUGGCCAGCACAAAAACCUAACAAGUUUGGGACUCUUUGGAUGUAACUUCUCUGGGGCAGUUGGAAACCUCACGGGCUUGCAAACACUUGAAAUGCAUGAUUGCAACACAUAUGGCUCCAUGCCAUCUUCUAUCGGCAACCUCACAAAUUUGAGAAACUUGUAUAUAUCAUCUAGGUUUUCAGGACCAAUGCCAGCUGCAAUUGGUGAACUCACAAAUUUGAGAAACUUGUAUAUCGAGGGUGCUAGGUUUUCAGGACCAAUGCCAGCUGCAAUUGGUGAACUCACAAAUUUGAGAAACUUGUAUAUGAACAAUCCUGGGUUUUCAGGACCAAUGCCAGCUGCAAUUGGUGAACUCACAAAUUUGAGAAACUUGUAUAUCGAGGGUGCUGAUUUUUCAGGACCAAUGCCAGCUGCAAUUGGUGAACUCACAAAUUUGAGAAACAUGUACCUCCAGCAUUCUGGGUUUUCAGGUUCAAUGCCGGCUCCAAUUGGCAACCUCACUAACUUGGAAGCCAUGGAAAUUAGUGGUCGUCAGAUUUCUGGGUUGAUACCUAAUGCAAUUGGGCAGCUCAAUAAGUUGAGAUGGUUAGUUCUUCAAGAUUGCAAUUUUUCCGGAAGCAUACCAAGCUCAAUAGUUAAUUUGACCCAGCUAACAAUGCUGGAUCUUUCUUUUAAUUCUCUCAACGGACUAUACACCGGGUAUCAUAAAUCAUAAUACCAUAAAAUUAUGAUCCAUGAUGGGUCCGGAUCAUUUCAGCUUCAUGGGUCCUAGGAUUAUGAAAUUCUAUGGCCCGUAGGUGCACUAAAUUCUUCCGGUAGUCCUUAAACUUGCACACACUAAUCUCACCCAUCCCACUAUUAGCAAAUUAAUGUGUUGAACCAGCAUGAAACCAUUGCCUAACACGUGGCACAACAAAGACGAGGGGGCUGGGGAAAGUAAUUUGCAACAAGUGCAAGGGUCGGCGAGGUUACCACACAAGUUUUGGCCAUUUAUUUUGAGACUACUAAUGCAAUUUUCUCAAAAUAAAAUAAAUAAACUUGGGAUAUAUAUUUCUAUGGUACGAUAUCAUCUUUUACUUUUCUCGAGAAAGGGUCAAGUAUUCAUGUUCUGAACAAAAUAGGAGGUAGCAUCUUCUAAUUUCAAUUUGUAGAAGGGGAAACACUUUCUAACUUAAUGUUUUCUAUUGUCC